UAUGGUARACGCGCCGAUACGUGUCUGGCGCGCUGACGUCAUUUCCGUAGAGUGCAACGUGCAUGUUUGACAACAAGCUCUACCUGGAUUUCUGGAAGAUCUUUUGCCCCUAAAAUCGUCCAACRAUGACUAAAUUACAAUAUCUGAAUGUGUAUCUAACUGAGCGUCUCAUGCAAGCUGCUGGGGAAAUACUAAGAGUUGUCGCAGACACAAUCUCCGAGUACCAGGAAGAAAUAGCCCGGACAAAGAGAGAGAACAAAUACCUGAAACGACAACUGAACACACCAGUUCUAUCGCUGGCCCCUCAGCCCAUACUGUCUUGUGUCUCAGAGCAGCAAAGUCCACCUGAGCAGCAGUACUGUGAGCAGGAGUCGUGCCCCAGUAUUGGCCAGGAGGACCUUGAGACCACACAGAUUAAAGAGGAACUCGGGACCAGUCAAGAGGAAGAGCAGCUUCAAGUACCGGAGUCUGAUACCAAAGAAGACUSCAUAUCUACUCUUCCCUGUGUGAAAAAUGAUGAGGACCGACCUCAGCCUUCACAUCUCUCCAGAACCAAAACUGUGGAGAACAGUGUGAGGGAGUCUCUACUGACCAACACAACUGGACAGAUCAAAACAGAACCUGAUGGCUAUGGAGUAUUACUAUCAGAACCAACCAGUGACUCCCCUCAGUCUCAGCCCGUCUCUGAAGUAAGUCCAGACUCUUCUAGAACACAAAGUCAGAACACUGAGAACACGGAAAGUGUUCCUAUUGUUCUGAGAGAUCUAGAAAGGAGACCAGAGGAGGAUACACAGACACACUCAUGUACUCAGUGUGGAGCCGUGUUCUGUGAGCUAUCCCAACUGGAGGCACACAUGCCAUCCCACACAGUACCAGACAGUGGUGACACUAGUCACAGGCAAAUCAUGUGCACAGUCUGUUGGAAGUCAUUCACCUCUACCAGUUACCUCAAGGUCCACCAGCGUUCUCACACUAAGGAAAAGCCCUUUCACUGUGGUGUGUGUGGCAAGAGCUUCAGCUACUCAGGGAAGUUCAGGGAACACCAGCGGAUUCACACAGGAGAGAGACCUUACCGCUGCCACGUGUGUGGUAAAYGCUUCAACCAGUCAGCCCACCUGAAGGCCCACCUGAGGGUACACACGGGGGAGAAACCCUACUCCUGUCCUGUCUGUGGGAAAGGAUUCAGUCAGUCUGGACAGAUCAAGGGACACCUCAGAACUCACAUCCAAGGGAGGUAGAAUAAUGAUAACUUGGAGUGGAAAGAGUCCAUGAGUGGAUAAACAGUAACCUCGCAAGCCGCCUKAUCUCACAAGCUUACAUGAAUGGUUCGCUACCACAGAAUCAGUCUGGUAAUUACGAGGCUAGAUAGACAGAGCCUUCUGUUCUCAAAGUGCCCAGCAUUUGGGAAGAGAAAGAGAUAAAGACAUUUUUAUUUUCAGUGCUACAAAUUUCACAUUUAAUUGUAAGACUAGAGGAUUAUAGAAUGUGUGAUGUGUUUCAGACCCAUAACUAAGGCACCGUAUAUCUGAAUUUAUUUAAGAGAGCUGCUUUAUAACAUGCUAUGAAAAGACUGGGCUCAUCCCCUGUAUUGCUAGGUGACACUAUGUUAAAGAGAAAUAUAAUGUUAAUUUUGGUGUUAUCUCCCUUGAUUUCCUCUUGAUGAUUCCAGUUGGAGCUGAUUGGUCUUCUUGCAAAUAAACUAACUCAGUCAUAUUGAUUAAA
Molecule: messenger RNA, 1722 nt
Organism: Salvelinus sp. IW2-2015
Lineage: Eukaryota; Metazoa; Chordata; Actinopteri; Salmoniformes; Salmonidae
Source: RefSeq, a predicted model, not a curated record